UGUUUUUGCAGCGAUAGCCCUCGCCCCAGGAACAGCAAUCCUGGGAGAGCUGUCUACUCCAUCGAUACUGACAAUGAGUGGACAGUUUUAGAGGGGGAUCGGUUAUACGUUUCUCUGACGGAUUCUAGUGGUUAUUUGGAUGCAAACAUGGAUAUAUAUUGUCAGAGAGAUAUGGAGUGAUAUGUUUGAGCUUUGGAUACUUUAGGGACCUAUUCGCCGGUACAUUGGCGUUCGCCACCUUUCUUUAACUGUAUAUCUGUUAUUUGUGCGGAAGCCUCAACCUGAAUAUUUUUAAUGUUUCAAUUUGGUAGGAGGGGAGGUGGGUAGACAAGUGGGAAGGAAAACGCGGUGACGGUGUAGAUAUUGGAUUAACAAAACACUCAUAUUUCGGUAGGACAGUAAAUUGUACGUCUUUUAGGAAGUAGACGCGAAUUGUGCACUGCAGUAUUUCGUAUAUUUUCUCUGCAGCAAAUGAUCCAGAGAUCUAGCGCUGUGCUGUGCGCUUACUUGACUGCAUUUUUGGGCAAAAUAGACUGGCGGCGUUUUGCGGUUGGUGUGGCGGCAUAACAGCCGAUGGAGGAGAGAAGAUAUCCGUGAAUACCAUGCAUAUUUAGAACCUACUUUAACAGAAUGAAGUGACUGGAAUUUAAUACAGCAUCAUUACGCUGUUUCCGGUUUCCUAGCUGGUGUUUCCCUAUUGCAAAUUUAUUGGAAAAAAGCAGCGGAUCCCGAUGGCAUGGACACUUACGCAAGGUCUGCCGCGCUGCCGAGCUACUGGAGCCUAUUUGCAAUCUCUUUCUUCAACCCAGCUCCACCGCCAUCGCCCCGCUGCCCAGAGAGCCCUGCCGCAACGCGACCAGCGACCACCGAGCCAAAGCAGGCGGCAUGAGGCUUGACUCAGUACAUUUAUCCAUGCUGGUCAUCGGGGUCUCCUUCGCCUGCUACUCCCCGAGUUUGAAUUCCCUGCAGGACCAGGCUCACAAAUCCACCGUGGUGAUCGAGGGCAAGGUGCAGUCCGCGCCUCUGAACGUCUCAGCGGAGCCGUACAGUGUGAAUGUCAAAGUCCUGGACGUGUGGCCGCGAAACAGCGGGGGUCUGGAGCGGGAGCAGCUCGUCACCGUGGGGGAAUUUAGCUCGGAGGCUCCGUGCGCCAAAGUGAAAAAGAACCACAAGUACAUUUUUUUCAUGGACCCCACCGACGAGCCAUUGGUUUUCAAGGCAUCAUUUGCACCCCUAGAUGCUAGUGGGAAGAAUCUAAAAAAAGAUGUUGGGAAGAUCUUAUGUGAGGACUGCGCCGCCCCAAAGCUGAAGCGCAUGAAAAGCCCCGUGUUUGUGGCGGAAGGCAAGAGACACACGCUGAAGUGCGAGGCCUCGGGCAGCUCCAUCUCCUACAAGUGGUACAAAGAUGGCAGCGAGCUCAAGAAGAGCAAAGAGAUCAAGAUCAAGAUGGGCAAAAGAAACUCCAGGGUCCAGAUUAACAAUGCCAGACUCGAGGACUCUGGGAACUACACAUGUGUGGCCGAGAACAUUCACGGAAGGGAGAAUGGCACGAGCACCGUGCAUGUCCAAAGCAUAACCACCACACUAUCCCCGGGCUCUGGUCAUGCCAGAAGAUGCAACGACACGGAGAAGGCCUACUGUGUGAAUGGCGGCGACUGUUACUUCAUACAUGGUAUAAAUCAGCUUUCGUGCAAGUGUCCAAAUGACUUUACUGGUGACCGCUGUCAAACCUACGUUAUGGCCAGUUUCUACCAGUCUCUUGGGAUUGAAUUUAUGGAGGCAGAGGAGCUUUAUCAGAAGAGAGUCCUGACAAUCACCGGGAUCUGUGUGGCUCUGCUGGUGGUGGGCAUCGUCUGUGUCGUCGCCUACUGCAAAACCAAUCUGCCCCCCAGGAAACAGAAGAAGAAGAUGCACAAUCACCUGCGGCAGAACAUGUGUGUGGAUCACCCCAACCGCAACCUGGCCAACGGACCCAAUCACCCCGGCCCAGGCCCAGAGGAGAUACCUAUGGUCGAUUAUAUCUCCAAGAACGUCCCAGCCACAGAGCGUAUCAUUCAGCAUGGAGCGGCAGUUUCGUUUCCAGGCAGCCGAGCGUCUUCCAGAUCCCACAACUCGUCCACCCACGCCCAUUCCUCCACUCAGAGAUACCAGCCUUACCUUAUCACACACAGCUGGUCACAGCGGCCUGCCUCCAUUCACCACCCACCGUGGUUAUAUCUCAGACACGAGGAGCGUACCUGGAGCCUGGAGCGGACGGACAGCAUCAUGUCGGACUCCCCGGGCAUGAUGUCGUCCUCAGUGGGGACCAGUAAAUGCAGCAGCCCAGCGUGCAUGGAGGCACGGGCUAGGCGGGCAGCCCACUGUGGCUACUCAGAGCCGCACCGGGGCAGCCUGCAGUACGGAGACUCCUUCGACUCCCUGGGGGAUUCUCCACACAGUGACAGGUAUGUGUCCGCCUUGACCACGCCGGCCCGCCUGUCGCCCGUGGACUUCCAUUACUCACUGCCCCCGCAGGUGCCUACCUUCCAGAUCACCUCCCCUAACGCCAGCCACGCCAUGUCCUUGCCCCCGGCCGCACACACCCCCUACCCGCUGGAGCUGGAGGACGAGGCGCCCCUACUGCUGCGCCGCUACCAGGUGCCCCUGCACGAUGCCCAGCCGCGCCCGGGAGGCCCGGGCCACGACAGCUACCGGCAGCAGCGCCGCAGCGCCUACCUGAACGACAGCACGGGCAGCCUGCCGUCCAGCCCCUACCGGCCGGCGGGCGAGGACGACGAGUACGAGACCACGCAGGAGUACCUCUCCUCUCUGGAGCAACCAAAGAGAAGCGGCGGCGGCGGCGGCGGCGGCGGAGGCAGACGCUGGCGGAGGUCCAGACUGAACGGCCACGUGUCGCCGCGGGGCUACGAGGAGGCCGCUGCGGCCGCGCGGGCCGGCCGCCUGUCGGACAGCGAGUCAGAGGAGGAGGAGGGCGAGAACACGCCCUUCCUCAGCAUGCAGAACAUGAACGCCGAGCCGGCCAUCAUCUACAGACCGGCCGACAGUCGGACUUCACACGCGUCGGGCCGGCACAGCGCUGCUCGUGGGACCGCCGCACAGACCAGACUCACGCACUCACGGUCCAAAGCGGACAAUGUGCCCCACUAGAGCCAGUGAGAGAGGAAUGGAAAAAACAACCUAUCAACAAGAAAUCAAUAUACUAUAGACCUGCACCUAUAAGAAAUAUUUUUAUUUUAUAUAACUGACAGAUAUUCUAAACAAAUGAAAUAUUUAUUUUCAUUUUAGCAAAAGUUGUCUACUAGUUAACAGCAAAGACUUUUUUUAUAGGGAAAACUCUAUUUAUAUGUACAUUUUGAUUUACAGCAUAAAAAAGACGUGCCAAUUUUUUCACAACUUAAAAAAUAGAGUAAUAUUGUGGUGCCUUUUGCUGUAUGCCGAUACCAGAGGGCCAAUGGAGUUUUUUGUAGCCUUUCUUAUAUGGACGCCUCAUUUUUUAUACACAUUUAUUCUUUUUGUUCUCUCUGUUUGGCCUCCUUCCUUUCUUUUUCAGGUUGUGUUCUCUUUUUUUUGGAGCAAACCCCCAUCUGAACUGUGACAUUGCCCCUGUCAUCAUUCAUGCAAUAUAAACCACUCAAACAUAAGGUGUAUGUUUACAUGAAUAUAAUUCACAUAAAUGUUUAUUAUUAUUAUUAUUAUUAUUAUUAUUAUUAUUAUUAUUAUUAUUAUUAGCUUUUCAAACAGGAGUCCUGACAAAUGCAAAGAGGGACUCUUUGACUUUCUUUUCUGAAAAAUGAAGGGCAGGGUGCAUGUUAUAUGUCUCUCCAAACAUGUCGUCUUAUCCCGCCCAUGCUGUCCCCCUGGUGUCCAGUGCGAGGUGUGGGGAGCACUGAGGUCGGCCCUGGUGUCCAGUGCGAGGUGUGGGGAGCACCGAGGUCGCCCGCUGGGGCUCACGGCGUGAGCAGAGAGGGGGACGCUGGGUUGCGGGUGUGAGGAUGGGUGGAUGCCGCUGCUGCUGCUAGUGUGAUGGGGUUUGACAUGUGGUCAGCUGAUAUGCAGUUUAUCAGCCCCCUCCCCUCCCCCCUCCAAGAAAACAAGCUUCUGGACAUAUGGGUGUCCUUUUACCUCAGAAGGAUUUGUUUAAUUUUGUUGUGGCUUUGGUAAAGUCAAGGCAAAGGAAGUUAUAUUUGACAGAAGGCCAUGGUUGUAUGGUAAUUCACAAAACAAUACAAAACAAAGAAAAAAAGAAUUGAAUGCAUUCCACCAAACGCAUCUCAUGUUUCCCAUGAUCCUCCAUGUGCCCUCAUGUAUCCCUCUGUUUCAGCAGCUCACAUAGGGAACCAAACAGUGUCUCAGGAGCUUUCUGGCACGCCAACACACACAGACUGACACACACAGACACACACACACACACACACACACACACACAGACUGACACAUGCCCAAAGAGUCACUCACACACACACACACACACACACACACACAUAUACACCCUGCACUCUUGGAACCCUCCGCUCAAACACACACACACAGCUAUCAAACCUAGAAUCUCAUUAGUCGUUAGAACAGGCCCUCUUCCUGUAAACUUUGUCCCGUUUCCCCCAGUGGGUUAAAGGGAGACAAAGAGACAAAGACAGACGAAGGAAGUUCGUUCACACAAUCAAGAGGACUCAAUGAAUAAUUUGAGGGGUCAAGAAAAGCCAGAAUAUGCUGCCUUUAUAUUUAGCCUUGUCCGAUGAUGAUUUCUAGAAAACACUUGUGCAGUGUUUAUAAACUGUGAUUUCCUGACAUGUUUUUUUUUUCCGUAGUGCAUACCAAAUGAUGUUCAUAUAUUAUUAUUAUUAUUAUUAUUAUUAUUAUUAUUAUUAUUAUUAUUAUUUGCUUUGGCUUUGUGCACUGAUUAAUGUUAUUUCACCUAGAUUGUCUAAACUUCAAGCAACCUCACUUUUACUUUCAGUGGUAGAUGAAAUGAAAACAACUGACAGACAUGUCACUCCACUUUGUCUUUCACACAUUUUUAAGUCAGAUGGCCUCCAGCUAUGAGAGAAAAAAAAACUUUAUGCCAUUAUCCAGCCUCUUGUGUGGAAAAGACAAAUGUGAAUAAAGAUGAACUAUUUCAGUGACAAGAGUGUAAUAAUAGCCUACAUUGGCAUAUUUUCAGUUAAUGUGAGGGGAGGGAGCUGAUGUUGUUGAAAACUAUCCAGUACAUCAAUGAAACAAAUAAAAAAACAAAGUUAUAUGUUUAGAAGAAAAAGCAGCCAUUUUGAAAGGUAGAGCUCCAACAGUACAGUUUUGUGACAAAACAGUGACACGGGCAUACUUUAGUCUAGAAAGGGUUUCCACUCACAGCAAUCCCACAAUCCCUCUGUCCAUCCCCCUUACAUUGCAUUUAGACUCUUAUUUGUAUAUUUGAGAAAUGCAAAAAAAGAAAGAGUGUGCUUCUCUAGUUAGUUUUAAUGUGACCCCCCCCCCCCCCUGACCCAGCCCCAACUAGAAUUUUGACAGUUAUGUCCUGCCAGUUUCUUUUCGACUGUUCCUUUUUGGAUUUCUUCCUCGCUUGAAACGUUUAACCCCACCCCCGACCCUGCAUGUCCUUGUGGUCAAGGUUAGAUGGGUGCAUGGUAAAAGCAGCAGACAUUUUUCCAGUCAGUGAAAGUGUGUUUCAUUUAACAUUCAGCAAUAAAAAAGAACCCCACCCCUACCCCCCAACUCCCACUCCAUGUCCAUUCUUGGAAUAUGCUAGAGAAAAAAGAAGAAAAUGCAAGAUUGUCAUAGAUUGUAAAUUUAAAAAAAAUGAAAAAGAACCCAUCUGUUCUUAUGGCAAAAUAAAUCUUUAUUCGUAUAAUUUUAAACAAAUGUGGUCAUAUCUGUGCAAGGACACGCUAUGUGUUAAAAUAUGUCCAUUCAGAUGGGCUGUCUGAUAUUGGAACAGCAGCAGGGUCUAUAGAAAAGCACUUGUAUGAAUUGUUUGCCCUUGCCAUUUGACCUGGUCACUGUGAGACGGUCAAGUCUGCAAAUGUUGGAGAGAGCAAUCACCACAGUUUCCAUGAGUAAAUCUCCAUCUGGCCCAAGCAUUGCAGGCUUAGAUGUCAGCUUGACCAUACCAGCACUAUAUACAACUGAGUACUAUUAGCUCCCAUUGCCUCCAAGAUCUAUCAGAGUGUCAGAGCAUUGCAUUUGAUGUAAGACAAGACACAAAACCAUGAAGUUGAACUAUUGCUCAGCACAUCGAUUUCCCUCUCUCUCCUCUGUGUGUGUGGAUGUGUGUGUGUUUUUGUGUGUGUUUGUGUUUGUGUGUGUGUGUGCUAUAGUUUGACAGCAUGGUAGACUGUGCAGAAAUAAAUGUAUAGGUGUAAUAAAGUUUCAACAUUCCGUGUGUGUGUGUGUGGUAGAGUCACACCCCAUUGUGUACGGAGAAAGUUACUGUCAGAAACUAUUUGUUCAUUGUAUAUGUAUUACAUAACUCUAAUUAGGAUAUUUUAGAUUAUGACAUUGUCUAUGUAAUGGUUAGACACCUAAGCAUUUACAUAAUGUGUGUGUGUGUGUGUGUGUGUGUGGGAGAGAGGGAGAGAGAAAUAGAUGUGUCCAUGGGAGGUCAUGUCGGUGUGUAUUGGGGGCGAUGUUUUUAAGAGCCGCCAAAGGGAGUUGUUAGUGUGCUUCACACAUCCAGCUGCACGGGGCUGAGGCCUCGGUGUCAAGCAAUUCCCCCUGACCUGGGAGACGUUUCCAAGACAUUCAUCUGGGUUCCAUCACCACCAGACACAUGUCUUUCCCCCGACGACCCUGAUCAACUAUCAGUUUUUAUGUGUUUUGUUCUUUCUGGUCAACGCUGACAUGCUUAAACCUGAAACAUAUGCUUCACAAUGUUUUAGUUUAGUUGCCAAACAAAAAGCUUGAACAAACCAGUCUAUGACAGCUCUCCUACUUAACAUAGAUGGUGUGCAUGCAACAACCUGCAUGGGGUGUACUAGUUAAUUACCUCAGGAGAGGUCUUUUACUUUUUACCUAGCCAUGCAAAUUGCAGUGAGAUCCUACUGCUUCAUAGAGUGAAACUUAGUAAUAGUCAUUGCAGUGUGGGAAGUGCUCCUUAGGGAUAUGUUUUCCAGUUAUGUAUGCAAAUUGUCAUUGUCUGGAGACAAACCUCUGACACUUACGGUUGGCUCAGUUCUGGUGCAAGGAGUACUAACGGAUGUCUCCAAUACAAAGCUUGUUUUCCAUUUUUUAAUCUGCAUUAAAAAAGAGAUUUAAUACGAC
Molecule: messenger RNA, 7251 nt
Organism: Alosa sapidissima (American shad)
Lineage: Eukaryota; Metazoa; Chordata; Actinopteri; Clupeiformes; Clupeidae
Gene: nrg2a
Product: neuregulin 2a
Exons: 12
Coding region: 886-3147 (753 amino acids)
Biological process (GO): nervous system development; animal organ development; intracellular signal transduction
Molecular function (GO): signaling receptor binding
Source: RefSeq, a predicted model, not a curated record